Molecule: messenger RNA, 1780 nt
Organism: Brachypodium distachyon (stiff brome)
Lineage: Eukaryota; Viridiplantae; Streptophyta; Magnoliopsida; Poales; Poaceae
Product: UDP-glycosyltransferase 88B1
Exons: 1
Coding region: 83-1561 (492 amino acids)
Molecular function (GO): UDP-glycosyltransferase activity
Source: RefSeq, a predicted model, not a curated record
CUAUAUAUGGGCUACAUGCUCCUCCAUUUCUUGGAAGAACUGCGUACUUCUCGUUUAUCAUUGGAGAAGGCCGUCCGAUACAAUGGCGAGCGCUCACGUCCUCCUCCUCCCCGAGCCCGGCUCCGGCCACCUCAUGUCGCUAAUCGAAGCCGGCAAGCGUCUGCUCGGCCACGGCGGAGAUGACGACGACGACUACGAGCACCGCGCGCUGACGGUCACCGUGUUGAUCAUCCGGCCAGCGACGGCCGAAUCGGCCUCCGAGGUCGACUCGCACGUCAAGCGCGUAGCCGCCUCCGGGCUCGGGGUCCGGUUCCACCACUUACCCGCCGUCGAUCCCCCCAACGACUGCGACCCCCGCAACGUGCAGGAGUUCAAGUCCCGCUACAUGCAGCUGUACGCGGCGCACGUUAAGGCCGCCGCGGCGGAGCUCGACGCCGCCGCGCUCGUCAUAGACUUCUUCGCCACUGGCGUCAUCGACGCGGCCAGGGAGCUCGCCCUGCCGACGUACGUGUACUUCACGUCCACGGCCGCGCUGCUGGCGCUCACCCUGCGCCUCCCGGCGUUGCACGAAGAAGAAUCAUCGGCCGACGGCAGUACGGUGCACGUCCCGGGCAUGCCGCCCGUGCCCGCGGGGUCUGUCCCGGGGUUCCUGGGCGACAAGGGGAGCCCCAACUACGCGUGGUUCGUGUACCACGGCCGCCGCUUCAUGGACGCCGACGGCAUCAUCAUCAACACGGUGGACGGGCUCGAGCCGGGGCUUCUCCACGCGAUAGCCGACGGCCAGUGCGUGCCAGGACGACGCGCGCCGCGGUUGUACCCAAUCGGCCCAGUGAUUGACCUCGGCGGCGCCAAAGAGUCGGAAGAGCACUACUGUGUGAAAUGGCUCGACGCGCAGCCUCCGGCGUCGGUGGUGUUCCUUUGCUUCGGGAGCAUGGGCUGGUUCGACGUCGCCAAGGCCCACGAGGUCGCCGCGGGCCUGGAACGCAGCGGGCACCGCUUCCUUUGGACCCUGCGCGGCCCGCCUGCCGCCGCGGGCGGCUCGCUGCACCCGACGGACGCGGACCUGGACGAGCUUCUCCCGGAGGGGUUCCUGGAGAGGACCAAGGAGAGGGGCCUCGUGUGGCCGAGGCGAACCCCGCAGAAGGAGAUACUCGCCCACGCCGCCAUUGGCUGCUUCGUCACGCACUGCGGGUGGAACUCGACCCUGGAGAGCCUGUGGCAUGGCGUGCCGCUGGUGCCGUGGCCGCUGUACGCGGAGCAGCACCUCAACGCGUUCGAGCUCGUGUCCGUCGUGGGCGUUGCCGUGGCCAUGGAAGUGGACAGGGAGCGGAACAACUUCGUGGAGGCGGCGGAGCUUGAGCGGGCGGUGAGGUGCCUCAUGGGGGGCGGGGCGGAGGAGGAGGGCCGGAAGGCGAGGGAGAAGGCCGCGGAGAUGAAGACCGUUUGCAGGAAUGCUGUGGAAGUGGGCGGCUCGUCGUACGCCGCGUUGCAAAGGCUCCGUGAUGCAGUUCGAAGUGGUGCAGCGUGCAGUCGUACCACGGGUCGUCUUCCGGAGAAAUGAACGUGCAUACUCCCUAUGGGACGGAGGGAGUAACUAAUAAGCGUGAUCCGUCGUUCCGUUUCCACCGUGCAUGACCGUGCGAUCCUAGGAUUGAAUGGCUAUUUAUUGUGUGCCGCCUUUGAAUUUUGGCUGGAAUUUAGUGUUUGUCACGUUCUCAGCUGUGAGAAAUAAAUAAGAUGUGAAAUCGGAAAUCCAAGGCAAAACUCCUUUUAAGGAAAA